AUGCUUGGACUCCGUACGGCUGCGAUCUUGCUAGGCUUUCUGCCGCACCUCUACGCCACGUCCGUAUCAGAAACAGGACAGAGCCAAUUUUCUAAUAUGAGCAAACGAUCCGUCGUCUGUCUUAAAGUUGGCGCUACUGCAGUGGCAACUUGGGAAAACAGUGCCGGUCAAACUUGUUCGUUUACUGGGCUAGUUGGCAGCAACUACGGCGAAAACACGGUCAAUGGCGGAGAAUACUCUUGUAAUGGCCGCUGUGGUGCAGGAUGCAGUGGGACUGCAAUUGGGAAUGCAUACACACAAGACUGUUUCUCGCAUGACAUCUGCUCUUACUUUGAGAAUGCUAGUGGGGGAUCAAGUGAUCCUAACUGUGGUGCAGCCUAUGAUGCCGCCAUUGAUGAUACUUUGUUUGGUGUUACGUCUGGUUGCUCUCAGACUAAUCCAACUGAACAAAUUCAGAAACCUGUGUCGAGCCCUGUUUGCCAGUAA
Molecule: messenger RNA, 486 nt
Organism: Penicillium manginii
Lineage: Eukaryota; Fungi; Ascomycota; Eurotiomycetes; Eurotiales; Aspergillaceae
Exons: 3
Coding region: 1-486 (161 amino acids)
Source: RefSeq, a predicted model, not a curated record